CGAGACAGGAGAAGAAACAAAAAAUGAAAAUAAAAACGAAAUUCUGGUGGCUUCGUCUUCGUUUAUUCGGAUUCCCUUCGAAGCCGAGCUCUGCUGCAUCUCCAGGCGGCUGCGAACAAGCUUCCGUCUUCCUCGUCAGUUUGAUCCUUUCUGCUUCGUCUGCUUUCUCUUUGCCUUCUCUCUGCAACCAAAUAAUCCUCAGCUUUGGUGCGACGUUUUUAUCAUUCGGAAACAUUAGUGCACGGAUUGCAAUAAUUUUAAAGGAAUUGAUGGGAGAUGCUUGUAAAUUAGGGCAGAAGGUGAUCAGUGUCUGCCAUGCAUAUCUGAUAUUUGGAUCUGAGAACUGAAAACAGACACUGCCCAUCUUUCAAAAACGCGGUCGUGAUUAGAGCCCCUUCCACAAAAAGGGUUCCUCAGUUGAGGGCUCAAGGACUUGUGCCAUGCCGUAUUUUAUUCAAAGGCUGUACAAUACUUGCAAGUCCUCUUUCUCAACUGAUGGACCUGUAUCUGAGGAAGGGUUAGAGAAGGUUCGCAAUGUGUUGGAGAAAAUCAAACCUUCGGAUGUUGGUCUUGAGCAGGAAGCUCAAUUGGUGCGUACCUGGUCUGGUCCUGUGAAUGUGCAUAAUGGAGGCCAUCACACGCUACCAGCAAUAAAAUACCUCCAUUUACACGAGUGUGACAGCUUUUCUAUUGGAAUUUUCUGCAUGCCACCUUCCUCUAUCAUACCGCUUCAUAACCAUCCAGGCAUGACGGUGCUAAGCAAGCUCGUUUACGGUUCACUACAUGUAAAGUCAUAUGACUGGAUUGACACUGAUGCUCCUGAACCAGAUGGUCCAUUACAAGCAAGAGCCGGGAAGCUGGUCAAGGAUACCGAGAUGACCGCCCCCUGCCCAUCAACCUUGCUUUAUCCCACAAGCGGAGGCAACAUCCAUUGUUUCAAAGCCAUCACUCACUGUGCCAUCUUCGACAUCCUAUCUCCUCCCUACUCUUCCUCUCAUGGACGGCACUGCACCUACUUCCGGAAAUCCCCUAGACAAGACUUACCAGGUGAGAUGGAAGUGAACGGAGAGGUGGUGUCAGACGUGACAUGGCUCCAAGAAUAUCAACCUCCCGAUAACUUUGUCAUAUGGCGAGUUCCUUACCGAGGUCCUGUUAUUAGAACAUGACACCCAGAAUUUGCUUCUUUUUUUGUUAUUAACAUAUGAUUUGAUCGGAGUUUGUCCAAAAUAAUUGACAUUUCAGGGUUUUCCUCGUUGUCCAGAUUACACAUAUUGUAAUAACCCAUAAAGCUUUAGCUCAAUUCAUGAUACCACCAAUAUCACA
This is a messenger RNA of Tarenaya hassleriana, 1323 nucleotides long. RefSeq names its product plant cysteine oxidase 5. The record is from RefSeq and is a predicted model, not a curated record. Gene Ontology annotation, molecular function: oxidoreductase activity, acting on single donors with incorporation of molecular oxygen, incorporation of two atoms of oxygen. The transcript is spliced from 7 exons. Bases 441 to 1166 code for a protein of 241 amino acids. Lineage: Eukaryota; Viridiplantae; Streptophyta; Magnoliopsida; Brassicales; Cleomaceae.